GGCGGUACCAAAAUCCAGCAGUAUAAAAACAGAGAGUCAGCUCCUGUCAAGUCACAGAAGUAGCUGGUUGGAGACUCCAGUUGAGACUGUUUCAGCGCUGGGACUGGGUCUAACUCCAGACUGGAAAACUUCAGAAACGCUGUUGUUCUGGAGACACCACAUCUGGUCUGAAGCUUACACCUUCUAAGAACAGCUAGAAAACUACUGGGCUUCUUUAGCAUCAGCUCCCCUGCAUCUUUAGGAACCCUGUUCUUUUAGCUGCUGCAAAACCCAUUUAUCCACUUCAAGAUGUGGCUGCUGGCGUUUCUGGUGUGGUUCCUGAGCUGGGCAGGUGGAAUGUACUGGUAUUUGUGUGGCAGACCGAGCCCUUUCUCAGAGGACUGUGUAAGACCCGCAGGACCAAUGGAGCUUAACCAGAAGAAAAGAGACAAGGUUCUGAAGCAAGGCUUUGCCAAGCAGAAAGUGCCCAAGGAUUUGGAUGCAAUCGUGAUUGGCAGCGGGGUCGGUGGGAUGACGGCAGCGGCUACAAUUGCCAAAACUGGCAAAAAAGUCCUUGUGCUGGAGCAACACGACCAGGCUGGAGGCUGCUGCCACACCUUUAUCGAUAAAGGUUUUGAGUUUGAUGUUGGGCUUCAUUACGUCGGUCAGUUGCACGAAAACAGUCUGUUUAAGAUCAUUUUUGACCAGAUCACUGAAGGCCAGCUGGAGUUUGCAGAGCUCGACCAGCAUUUUGACACUGUUGUGAUUGGCACAGGAAAGGAAACUAGGGAAUACACUAUCUGCUCAGGCAAAACUGAAAUGGAGGAACAUCUUAAAAAGCAGUUUCCUGAUGACACCGAAGCCAUUGAGGAGUUCUUCAAAAUCAUGAAGUUGUCAGCUCGGAAGACUCCCUACUUGGCUGCACUGAAGCUGAUUCCAGAGUGGCUGGCUCUAUUCCUGGUGAGGAGUGGUCUUGCCAACCUCUAUUCCUCUGCCUUCCGGCUGUUAAGCAUGAAUGCCACAGAUCUGGUCAACAAACUGACCUCUAACAAGGACCUCCAAGUUAUCUUCGCAUACUACUUCUAUGGUACUCCUCCAAGAGAUUCCAGCAGCCUGAUCAAUGCCCUGAUGCUGCAUCACUUCAAGCGUGGAGCAUACUACCCAAAAGGAGGUGCUAGUGAGAUCCCAUACCACAUCACUAAGGUCAUCCAGAAGUACGGAGGGAAUGUUCUGGUUCGUGCUCCUGUCAGUCGAAUCCUAGUGGACAGUCAAGGAGCUGCAUAUGGCGUUGCUGUCAAAAAAGGUAAAGAAGAAAUUGAAGUUCGGGCUCCUGUUGUCAUCUCCAACUGUGGCAUCUUCAACACCUUCAAGAGACUCCUGCCCCAAGAGAUACAAGUCAAACCAGAAAUCCAGAAGCGUCUGGAUAUGGUAAAACCUGGGAAAGGAUCCCUUUUGCUCUUCUCUGGAUUUGACAGCACAGCAGAAGAGCUGGGCAUCAGUGCAGUCAGCCGAUGGGUCUUUAAGAAUAACGACAUGGAUGCCAUGAUGGAUGAUUUCUUCAGCUUGGGAAAGGAAGAUGCUCCAGAAAACAUUCCCAUGAUGUUUGUGACUUUCCCUUCCCCCAAAGACCCCAUGUCACAGAUUCGUCAUCCAGGUAAAUCCUGCAUGACUAUUCUAACUAUGGUCAAUUAUGAGUGGUUUGAGGAGUGGAAGGACACUCCUGUGAAAAGGCGAGGAGCUGACUACAUAGACUACAAGAACAGAUUUGCCAAACAUCUCUUUGACUGGGCCUGUGUCUUAUACCCUAAACUCAGAGAAAAGCUGGUCUUCCAGGAUGUAGCUACUCCGCUGACCAACAAUUUCUACCUCGGGUCGUACCGUGGAGCUAUUUACUCAACUGAUCACAACUUGGAUCGCUAUCACAUGGAUAUAAUGGCCAAGAACCGCUGUGAAACGCCUGUCAAAAAUCUCUAUGUAUCUGGUCAGGACAUGUUCAGCUGUGGGAUCAUUGGUGCACUACACGGUGGGCUCAUGUGCGCAUCUAGGGUGCUUGGACGCAUGGUUUACAUCGACCUCUUGCAGCUUAAGAAGAAGCUGAAGAAGAGGAAGGCAUUGGAACUGGCUGCACUGGCUGAGAAGAAGCUGCAGUGACCCAAUGGAAGUGACAUUUAAUUUGAAGGUUAUCUAUAUAGGGACUAUAAAUGUAUUCAUAAAGCAGAACCUGAACAUUAAUUCCAGCUUUUUCAAGGUGACAAGAGCUUUUGAAGUAAAUGACACUGCAUUACAUGUUUAAAGGCAUCACAUUUUUCUACAGAGCUGAUAUAUGGUCUUAAUUGAGUCUUAUUUAAACCAUACUGGAUCCAUUACUUGCGAACAUUGCUUUAAAACAUUGUUAUCAAUGGAACCAAUGUCUGUCAUGGUCACCUUAUGUCAGGUGAAAAUUAUGACCUAAUCUAAAACUGCUUAUGGACAUAUCAUUCAGUCAUUAUGCAUAUGUUAUGCAUAAUAUGCAUAUGUCCCAAGUCAGGUUGCCUUUAAAUGCAGUUUUAUGGCCUUAGGAGGAUACUUAAUCUGUACAGACAGAACCAGCAUGUUGUUUGAUAAUGAUGAUGGUUGAUAAUGAAAUGUCGACGAAUAGUUAAACAGCAAGUGAACAGUCAGUUCUUGAAGUUAUUGUGUUGAAAGUGGAUAAAUGGGAAAUAGUAAGAAUCUCAAAAACUUUGACAAGAACCAUAUUUGUGAUGGGAUUUGUGAUCAGAACAUCUCUAAAACUACAGGCAGGUCCUGUGGAAUGUUCCUGAUAUGCAGUGGUCAGUACCUACCAAAGUGAUCCAGGGAAACCGAUACCACAGGACUUUUUUCUUUAGAGAUCUUGUGGAGUAUGUGCCUUGACGAACGAGAGCUGCUUCGGUGGCAUGAGAGGAAUUUAUGUAAUAUUUGGCUGGUUGUUUUAAUGUUUUGUCUGAAUUGUAUGUAUUUUUUGGUGAAAUCAAUUGUAUUGAACAAACUGUUAAAUAAAUGUGUCAAU
Messenger RNA from Astyanax mexicanus (Mexican tetra), 3007 nucleotides. RefSeq names its product inactive all-trans-retinol 13,14-reductase. The record is from RefSeq and is a predicted model, not a curated record. The transcript has 12 exons. Gene Ontology annotation, molecular function: GDP-dissociation inhibitor activity; oxidoreductase activity. Gene Ontology annotation, biological process: small GTPase-mediated signal transduction. Bases 289 to 2130 code for a protein of 613 amino acids. NCBI's taxonomy places the organism in Eukaryota, Metazoa, Chordata, Actinopteri, Characiformes, Acestrorhamphidae.